Carassius gibelio (silver crucian carp) is the source of this 2123-nucleotide messenger RNA. RefSeq names its product zona pellucida sperm-binding protein 2-like. Bases 24 to 2090 code for a protein of 688 amino acids. Gene Ontology annotation, molecular function: acrosin binding; structural constituent of egg coat. The transcript is spliced from 8 exons. The record is from RefSeq and is a predicted model, not a curated record. NCBI's taxonomy places the organism in Eukaryota, Metazoa, Chordata, Actinopteri, Cypriniformes, Cyprinidae. Gene Ontology annotation, biological process: prevention of polyspermy; binding of sperm to zona pellucida. Gene Ontology annotation, cellular component: egg coat.
ACUUUGUGUUUAGCUGUUGAACAAUGGCUGGAAGUUGGUGUUUGGUUCGGAUUUUGUUGGUUUGUGCUUUUUGUAAUGCUGUUCCACAGUGGAGUAAAUCGCUUCAGAUGGUCCAGCAAACUAACCAGCCGUUCCAGCCCCAGAAGCCAGUUCAUCAACUACCUAAACAUCAGUUUCCGUUCCAGAAGCCAGUUCAACAGCUAACUAACCAGCAGUUUCCUCUUCAGAAGCCAGUUCAACAGCUAACUAACCAGCAGUUUCCGCUUCAGAAGCCAGUUCAGCAGCUAACUAACCAGCAGUUUCCACUUCAGAAGCCAGUUCAACAGCUAACUAACCAGCAGUUUCCUCUUCAGAAGCCAGUUCAACAGCUAACUAACCAGCAGUUUCCGCUUCAGAAGCCAGUUCAACCGCUAACUAACCAGCAGUUUCCUCUUCAGAAGCCAGUUCAGCAGCUAACUAACCAGCAGUUUCCACUUCAGAAGCCAGUUCAACAGCUAACUAACCAGCAGUUUCCUCUUCAGAAGUCAGUUCAACCGCUAACUAACCAGCAGUUUCCUCUUCAGAAGCCAGUUCAACCGCUAACUAACCAGCAGUUUCCGCUUCAGAAGCCAGUUCAGCAGCUAACUAACCAGCAGUUUCCGCUCCAGAAGCCAGUUCAACAGCUAACUAACCAGCAGUUUCGGCUUCAGAAGCCAGUUCAGCAGCUAACUAACCAGCAGUUUCCGCUCCAGAAGCCAGUUCAACCGCUAACUAACCAGCAGUUUCCGCUCCAGAAGCCAGUUCAACCGCUAACUAACCAGCAGUUUCCGCUUCAGAAGCCAGUUCAACCGCUAACUAACCAGCAGUUUCCUCUUCAGAAGCCAGUUCAACAGCUAACUAACCAGCAGUUUCCGCUCGAGAAGCCAGUUCAACAGCUAACUAACCAGCAGUUUCCUCUCCAGAAGCCAGUUCAACAACUAUCUAAGCCGCAGAUUAUGAAGCCAGUUAAACAACAGUUUCCGAAGCCAGUAGUGCAGGCAGAGCCCUUUGAUAAAUGUGUUGUAGCUGACUUUGAGCAGAUCCAAUGUGGUCCACCUGGGAUCAGUGGUGCUGAGUGUGAGGCUAUCAACUGCUGCUUUAACGGACAGCAGUGUUUCUAUGGGAGGGCGGUGACUGUCCAGUGUAUUAGAGAUGGUCAGUUUGUGGUAGUGGUGUCUAGAGAUGUUAUUCUGCCUCGACUGAGUCUGGAUUCGGUUCAUCUACUGGGUGGAAAUGACCCACCUUGUGCUCCUGUGGGGUCCACACCUUCCUUUGUUAUAUACCAGUUCCCUGUGACCGCAUGUGGCACGAGCGUGAUGGAGGACAGCGGAUAUGUGGUGUAUGAAAACCGAAUGACCUCAUCGUAUGAAGUGGAGAUUGGACCGUAUGGUUCCAUCACAAGGGACAGUCAUUUUGAGUUUCUCUUCCAGUGUAGAUACUCAGGAACUUCUGUGGAAGCUCUGGUUGUGGAGGUCAACUCUGUUCCUCCACCUCCACCAGUAGCUGCUCCUGGACCUCUCAGGGUGGAGCUCAGACUGGCCAAUGGCCAAUGUGUCACCAAAGGCUGUGCUGAAGGGGAUGAGGCCUACACGUCCUACUACAGUGACGCUGAUUAUCCCAUCACAAAAGUCCUGCGGGAGCCGGUGUAUGUUGAGGUGCACAUUAUGGAGAGGACUGAUCCCAACAUUGUCCUAAUGCUGGGACAUUGUUGGGCGACUUCAACCCCCAAUCCACUCAGUCUCCCCCAGUGGGACCUUCUGAUCGACGGAUGCCCUUACCGGGAUGAUCGCUAUCUGACUACACUGGUUCCAGUGACUGGAUCGUCUGGACUUCAGUUCCCAACCCACUACAAGCGCUUCAUUGUGAAGAUGUUCACAUUUGUAGAUCCAGCAUCACUGGCUGCUCUGCAGGAAACCAUCUUCAUCCACUGCAGUACAGAGGUGUGCCAUCCAUCAUCUGGCUCUUGUGAGCAAAGCUGCACCAGAAAACGAAGAGACACCCAUAUCAAGGCUGUCUCUGGGGAGCAGACUGUGGUUUCUAGUGGAGAAGUUACUAUGGUCAUGAAAAUCUAGUGCUUUUAAUAAACUUUGCAGAACCUCGAGGUA